Alligator mississippiensis (American alligator) is the source of this 4490-nucleotide messenger RNA. Its product is annotated as aldehyde dehydrogenase family 3 member B1. Gene Ontology annotation, molecular function: aldehyde dehydrogenase (NAD+) activity. The record is from RefSeq and is a predicted model, not a curated record. Bases 375 to 1784 code for a protein of 469 amino acids. Lineage: Eukaryota; Metazoa; Chordata; Crocodylia; Alligatoridae. The transcript has 10 exons. Gene Ontology annotation, biological process: aldehyde metabolic process. Gene Ontology annotation, cellular component: cytoplasm.
GCAGUGCUAACCAGGGUGGGGACACUCGCUCAGCUAAAUAGUUAAGCUGCUGCUUAGUUACUGGGAGCUCAGAUUAUACUAGCUGGCAGAGAGGAAUGUCAGGAUCUCCUGGAGGCACAGCAAGAAGUGCAAGAGAAGUCUUGCCUUAGCUCGGAGAGGCUUUUCCAAUCCUGCUAUCUCUGUUUCUGAGAACUCUGCCCUCAGCACUAGGCAGAGACUUUGAUACUUCUGCACAGAUAAGCCUCUAAUGCUUGAACAAGCACCAGGCUCAUCCACACAAGAAGAGCAUUUCACGCUGGCAGGUCAGGCAACAUCAGCACAGCAACCGUGAAGUCCUCAGGCAGGGGCUGUUGGGCACUGCGCACAGCAAGAGCAUGAACCCCUAUGCAGGGCUGAUGAGCCGCCUGCGCGCUGCCUGGCUGGCAGGGAGGACCCGUCCCAUGGAGUACCGGGUCUCCCAGCUGGAGGCGCUGGGCCGCUUCCUGGAUGAGAAGAAGAAGUCCAUUAUGGAUGCCUUGGCCGCAGACUUGCGCAAGCCUUGCUUUGAGGUGGAGGUCUCUGAGGUCAUCCUAUGCAAAAAUGAGCUCAACCAUGCACUGAGCAACCUGAGCAGUUGGAUGAAGGAUGAGCAUGUGGACAGGAAUCUGGUGACUCAGCUAGACACAGCCUUCAUCCGCAAGGAUCCCUAUGGCGUGGUGCUGAUCAUCGGGCCAUGGAAUUAUCCUGUCCAGCUCAUCCUGGUGCCACUGAUUGGGGCUAUUGCUGCUGGUAACUGUGUCAUCAUCAAACCUUCUGAGGUUAGCAGCUGUGUUGAGAAGCUCAUAGCUGAGUUGUUGCCCAGCUACCUGGACAAGGACUGCUUUGCGGUGGUGACUGGUGGUGUGAAGGAGACCACAGAGCUAUUAGAGAACAGAUUUGACUACAUCUUCUUCACUGGCAACUCCAGCAUAGGCAGGAUCAUUAUGGCAGCUGCUGCCAAGCACCUAACACCAGUGACAUUGGAGUUGGGGGGCAAGAACCCCUGCUAUGUAGCUGAAGAUUGUGACCUGCAGAAUGUGGCCAACCGGGUAGCCUGGGGCCGCUUCUUCAAUGCAGGACAGACCUGCAUUGCGCCUGACUAUGUGCUCUGCAGCCAGGAGACACAGGAGAAGUUACUGCCUGCCUUGCGCCGCGCUAUCACAGAAUUCUAUGGUGCUAACCCUCAGGAAUCGCCUGACUUUGCCCGCAUUGUCAGUGACAAGCAGUUCCAACGCUUGCAGGCCCUGAUGAAUGGUGGAUGUGUGGCUAUUGGAGGGCAGACGGAUGAGAAGGAGCGGUACAUUGCCCCCACAGUGCUGGUAGACGUGUCGAUAUCAGCACCUAUCAUGCAGGAGGAAAUCUUUGGGCCCAUCCUGCCCAUUGUCACUGUGGCGAACGUGGAAGAAGCCAUCGACUUCAUCAGUGCCCGGGAACGGCCGCUGGCUGUGUAUGCCUUCUCAUCUAACAAGAAGGUAUUGAACGAAGUGCUGAAGCGGACAAGUAGUGGUGGCUUUGGAGGCAAUGACACCAUUAUGCAUAUGACAUUGAUCACGCUGCCGUUUGGUGGAAUUGGGGAAAGUGGUUUGGGGAUGUACCAUGGCAAGUUCAGCUUCGACACCUUUUCUCAUCACCGCACCUGCCUGCUGCGCUACACAGGCCUGGAGAAGUUGAAUGAACUCCGCUACCCACCCUACACCCAGCGCAACUUGGCACUGCUGAGUUCUACCUUUGAGAUCAAGCGCAAGGGGUCCUGCACCCUGCUGUGAAGGGAGAAGUAGCCUGGCCUAGCCCAGCUCAGCUCCAUGCUGCUCACUCCACUCCCACUCUGCUCCAUUCCACGGUUGAGGGAACCUGCAGUGGGAGCUAAACAGGCAGGUUGGGAAAUUCCUGUUCUCACAAUCCCACUUGGAUAUACAUCCAGUCAGACACCCUCUUGGUAGUCAUGCCCUCAAUCAGGUUCAUCUCCUUCCAUCAUGCUGUGCCAUGUGCUCUACUCUGUCUACAUUUUUCCACUAUAGACUGCAUUAAAUUCUCCUGCGUGGUCUCCUCCUGUGGCUUCUUCACCUUCCAGGCCUCAACUCAGUUCAGCUGGCUCAGUGUGAGCUCAGGAACCAGGCCUGGUGGUUGCAUCCAAAACUGUCACAACUGGGCCCCCUUCCACUCCCUGUUGUCACUGAGCAGCCUCUGGGUGAAGUGAAGAAAGGGACCUACAAGCCAGUGCAAGGGAGCAGUGGUAGAACUGGGGGCGGGGGGGAGAGAGGGGGAAGGAUCACUGUAUCUGAGAGUGGGAGUCACCAGCAGAGCUCUCGUACUGGGGUAGCAGAAAAGCCACAGUUCAAGGUAGGAGGCAUCAGUGAGGCUGAGACAACAGAGGCUAUAGGUGGCCACAGAUUGUUUGGUCAAAUUCAAGUACUGUGUGUUAACUUUCAUGGUCUCUCCUUGAACUGGCAUACAAAAGAUCCAAAACCCACCUUUAUUUUUCACACAGACCCUUGCUUAGUGCCAUGGGGUGUGGACAGAUGUAACUAUUAAGAUAUUUUAAACUGGGUGUUUGUGACUGGGUUGAUGCAGGGAGAUUGAUCCAGGGAGGACACAGUGAUGAGCAUUGGCACCAUGUGGUGUAUGGCCAAGUGGGAAAGGAGCCCAGGUGUGCCAGGUUGCAGAUAGACCCCAUGGGUAAUGCUCACGUUUCCUCUCCUGUCCAGCAUACAUCUGUCAAACCCUUUAGCAGUGACUGAUCCAGGCACAUUUCAAGCAGAGUGGCCUUACUGUUCCUGGUUUAGCUCCACUGUACUCUCCUCCCCCCAGUUUCACAGGAAGAAGUUUGUGCUCUCUGAGUUUUCUUUCUCACUGGUUUAAGAAGAAAUGGGUAAUACGUGAGACUGUUCUGUGCCAAUGUGGGUAGUGUGUCAUGUAUUUCUGGGACAUGUUUGAUAUUUCAUAUUUCACUCUUGGUCCAUCACAAACACUUACUGUUGCCUCACUCACUCCAGUCACAAAUACUUUUUCACCUUUGCUUCCCCUCAUUGCUAAGUUCCCUCCCCAUCAUCCUGUCCUGUGACAACCUAGUCACAAACACCCUCUCUUAGUUACCUCCUAUAUCCUCCUGCCUGCCAAGUCACAAAUGCUAUCACCUUGCACUCUCCUUGGGCACGAACUCCCUGUUGCCUCACCUGUACCCCAGUCAUGAACAUGUGUUGCCUUCACAAUUCCCACCUUCUGAACCUUUGCUUCACUUGUCACCCUGCCUAAACGUGUCUGUCAUCAUCUUACAACCCCGAUCACCUAUCCCCCAUCCAGUCAUAAACACCCCUGUUAUGUCACCCUUCCCCUCUGCUAUUUGUCACAACCCCUACUCCUUUGCCUCCACUAUUCCUCACCCAGGCAAAAAGCACCACUUCCUCAUUUCUGCACUCCACCUGGUCAUGUAUACUCUGUCAUCCCACUCACACUUCACCUAGUUCCAAACACACUGGUUUACAUCACUAUCCCAAUCUGGCAGGACAAAAGUACCCCUGUUUGCUUCACCCAUUACCCUACCCACUCAUGUCCCCCACCAAGUCACAGAUACACUUCCUCAUCAUCUCUUUAUUACCCUGAGGCUGUUACAAAUAUCUUGUCAUCCUCCCCGUCCAGUAAUAACUUUCCCCUUGCUUAAUCCAUGCUGAAAAGUCACAACACAUGUUGCCUCUACUAUCCCAUCCCUUCUGCCAGAAAUAUCUAUCUUUUCCUCAUCUCCUCUUCUGACAACACAGUCACAAAGACUCCCCUAUUGUCAUCUCACACAUCAACCCCAUCUGCCCAGUGGCAGACAACCCCUUUGGCCUCCUCCAUAUGCCUGCUUGCUAGCAAAUGCCUAUAUUAUCACCCUCAACUCAUCACCAGAAAAUCACCCCUUUUUCCUCUGUAUGCUCUGCUCUGCUGUGUCACAAAUACUGCAUUGCCAUGGUUUUUUUUUUUAACUGAUUAAACAAUUUAUUCAUAGGUUGGAUGUAAUUGCUACACUUUCUAUAAAUCUGACUAAUAUUUAAACCAUUUAAGGGUAUAACACGUUAUUGCCUUCAGUAUUGCAUUUUGAAUUGCCGAGUUUUACAAUCAAUUUUACCAUGCAGUGGAUUUCCAGGGAUUAUUGCUCUGUAAGGUGCAGGAUCUCAUCUUGUAGGUAUUUUGAUGGUUGUUGUGGAAUAUUGUGUGGAAAUUUAGAUUUAAGAAACUAGCUCCCAAAAUUCUUGUGCAAUUAGCCAUGACCCUGUAUGACUGAACUUUAUUAUUAAGGUAUAUAUAUUUUCACCUGUACUAGAGAGAGCAUGGAAGGGUACAUCUAACUAAAAAUAAAACUGUGUUGCUGUGACUUUGGAACACCAGGCAUCCUCCAUGGGACAGGGAUUAACUGUAGUAAUUAAUGUAAUGAAUUGACUUCCAUGUGCAUGCAUCUCUUUCUGCCUACCAUAAAUGUCCAAUUUUUCAGUGUU